Aspergillus homomorphus CBS 101889 is the source of this 872-nucleotide messenger RNA. RefSeq lists its product as uncharacterized. Bases 117 to 863 code for a protein of 248 amino acids. The record is from RefSeq and is a predicted model, not a curated record. NCBI's taxonomy places the organism in Eukaryota, Fungi, Ascomycota, Eurotiomycetes, Eurotiales, Aspergillaceae. The transcript has a single exon.
UGCGCGCAUGUAUAAGUACGGCGACUCUUCAUCGCUCAAUUUUGCUCUCUCGACAAGAACCACGGAUUUCAGUCCUUUCCUAGUUUCUUUUCCUGAACUGGGCUUUAGUACCAACCAUGAAGAUACUAUCACUCUUUCCACUCUUCUCAGCAUCACUAUGCUUCGCGACAGCCAUUCCCGCCCAGCCAGCGCUCUGUGGUCCUGACGAGGCCGUUAUUUUCCUCACCAAUGGCUCUACCACCACGGUCAAGAAAGCCGACCUAGCCUCGCACCUGCAAGGUCUCACCUUUCUCUCUUCAGAAGCAUCCGACAAUGCCCUCCCCCAGCUGAUCAAAGCCAACGCAUCCUCUCCCAACAUGGCCAAGCGCGGUUCCAGCGCAGAACUGAUCAUUCCGCUCCCUGAUCAGGACUUCCUCGGCUGGGACGUGGCCAUGUCGACCAUCGUGCACGCCAACCAAGCCGCCGCCACGGUGGCCAUCCAGUCCGGCCAGUCAAUCGCCAACAGCAUUACCACCGGCGCAUCCGCCGACUUCACCCUCGUCAAGGAUUUCUUAUCCAUGUCUACCAGUAUCAGCUACCAGGAGACAGCCACCAGCACCGUGACUGGCACGGUCACUAUGACUAUUCCAGCUAACAAGUGGGGAGCGAUCGUGAGUAACCCAUUAACCCAUCGCAAGAGAGGGUAUGUGUUUACCGGCGGACCUGGGGGCGGUCAGUUCGAGUAUUACCAGGCGGAUUCAUUUACUGAUGCGAGCUUCAAACUUGAGGGGGGGACUCUGUCUUGGGUUAAGGGGGUUGUCACGACUUGCUUGGGCGAUACAUAUCCAUUGGCGAGGUGCGUGGGUGAUGGAAGUCUGGAGUGAGUUUACCAC